ACAAACGUGUGAAAAAUGAGAAGAAAAAUGUACCACAUAACACACAUUAAACACUACUCAGCUGUUUUUUUCAUCGUAAAUUUCGUAUCUUGUCAGCACUCACUCAACUGGCGUCAAAAAAAAUGAAAAUCCCACUUUACUUCUCUUGCUAUACACUGGUUCUACCUCACUUUCUCGCUACUUUUCCGUCCCUUUCUCGGUAAAAUCUUGCGGCUUUGCGAAAUCAGACAGCCCCGUGUGCUCAGUAGGUAUGUAUAAAAACCAAUUGCAGGAGUUGGCUCAGAGAAGCUGCUUUAACCUACCAGCUUAUUCAUGUAUCCGAGAAGGACCAGAUCAUGCCCCUCGAUUCAAAGCAACUGUCAACUUCAAUGGAGAGACUUUUGAAAGCCCUACAUUUUGCUCUACUCUGAGACAGGCUGAACAUGCUGCAGCUGAGGUAGCUCUAAGCACACUUGCAAAUAGAGGUCCUUCCAGAGCAUUAGCUGCAAGAGUUCUGGAUGAAACUGGAGUCUACAAGAAUUUGCUGCAAGAGACUGCACACAAAGCUGGCUUAAAUCUUCCAGUGUAUACCACUGUUCGAUCAGGGCCAGGCCAUGUUCCUGUUUUCUCAUGCACAGUUGAGCUUGCAGGGAUGAGCUUUACAGGGGAACCAGCUAGGACAAAGAAACAGGCUCAAAAAAAUGCUGCUAUGGCUGCUUGGUCUACCUUGAAAAGAUUGUCUCAACGUGGCUCAACUGUAUCUACUUCAUCUUCUUCUUCCUUGUUAGAAUCCAAAUGCAAUGAAGAACAGGAACAAGUUGUCAUUGCUCGCUUUCUUUCUUCUUUGCAACAAUCAGAGUCGAAGCACUUCUUGCAAAAUGACUGCCAAUAUGGACAUCAGAGGUUCAUUCCUAUGUGCAGAGGCCUAACCCCACCAACUUCAAGCUUAUAUCCUCAACAAUGCCAAAGUUGGGCCUACCCUAGUUUUUCCCCGGAACUGACCUUGUGUCAGAUAUGGCAGCAAGAACAAUUGCUACAGCUUCAAAACCACCUGUUAGCUCUUCCAGUUUCACCAACUCCACCACUUGGUCCUCAGAUUCUUCCCUAUAUGCAGUCUAUUUUCCGCCCAAACCACGCUUUAUGUAUUCCAACAAGAAAACAAGAACCAUUACCUGUAGAAGGACCAAGGCUCACAGUUGCGACCUCCAGUCCAUCGCUGUGCUUCUCAAGUAAGCCAGUUCCUGAGCCAAUCAGGAACAGAUCCACGGUAACUAUUCAAGAAAUACAGGAGGAGAAAACAGAAGAAUCCUCCAAAUUCACACCAUCUGUAGUUCCAGAUGCCCCUGUCUCUGUUCGCACCAAUGCUGAACCUAGAAUGGAGCAAUCAACUCAAGAGGAUGGUAAUAAGAAGAUUGUUGAUUUGGAAAGCAAAAUUAGUGUGGAGCUUGAGGGGAAAUUUGAAAAUGUUAAAUAUGAAGGAAGCCAAUCUGGGCAAUCUGAAUUGUCUUCUCAUAGGAACUUGGAUUCUGGUUUUAGGUUUGACAAUCUGCAUUUACAAAAUCCACGAGUUCAUUCAUAUCCAAGAACCCAUUAUCACCCAAGAGCAAGUUCUCAUAGAAGUUCCAGACCACCUUCAUCUGCUGCAGCUACUACUGCAAUGAGAACGGUGGGUCCUAUAUCUUCAGCGAGGCCCCUUCCACAAAAUUUGGCAAGCCGGAUGCCUGCUCCACCAAGAAUGAGAACCGGAGUUUCUUCAUGCUCGACCAUACCCAGCACUGAAAGAAUAAACCUUAGACAAGUUCAUCCCAGUUUUAUGGCACCAGCUGUAAGAAUACGAACCGUUGUACCAGUUUGUUCAGCUCCACCACAAAGACAAAUGCCAAGUUCCGUCCAAGAAGCAACAGUACCCAAUAGAGAAAAGAAAGAUACCAUACAAGAUGUAUCAACAGCAGCUUCAAAACUUGAUAAUCUUCAUUUAUAAGCAGAGUAUAGAUCCUAAGAUUCAUGUUAUUUAUUUGUUUCUUUUAAGAUAUGAAUUAUUUAUAUUUUCGGAUACUAUGGCAACGAUACCUAGUAAUAAAAAUAUAUAUUAUCUA
Molecule: messenger RNA, 2075 nt
Organism: Pistacia vera
Lineage: Eukaryota; Viridiplantae; Streptophyta; Magnoliopsida; Sapindales; Anacardiaceae
Product: double-stranded RNA-binding protein 2-like
Exons: 4
Coding region: 251-1960 (569 amino acids)
Molecular function (GO): double-stranded RNA binding
Source: RefSeq, a predicted model, not a curated record